CCACUCUCUGCUUCCGCCCACCAAGUCUGCUUCCGCUUCUGCGGCGUAUCCCCGCCUAACUCGGCGACUGGGGCUGCUCGGGGGAGAACAAUGCAGCGUACUUCCCACACACGACGACUGCCUGCGCAUCAUCGCAUCCUCGGCGGCGCUGGUGGGAUAUCUGUGGCCAGGGCGGGCCACGCACCGAUUCCCGCAAUCUACGCGACUGUCACUACAAGGCGUCGUCCUCGGGUGUGCACGGUAUCCAGGUGGUAUCGCCGAGCCCAGCACUCAACAGCGCGUAGUGCAGAACGCGGCCCCGGAGGCGUCGUGCGCGGCUAGCGGCGACUGCGCCUGCGACUCGACCCAUCGGAAUGCCUCUCCGUGCGACCCAGCUCCCCUAGCGCAGCAUCUGCUGCCUCGGGUGUAGACGUCGUGGAGAUGGCUGAGAGGGUCGUCGUACGACGUAUAUCUGCAUGCGCGACGACGGGGCCAGACGGUCCUUCGCCGAUUUUGCGCGGAUGGGCCGUCUCCUGGCCAAGCUACGAUCUCGCGUCCGCAAGGUCCUCCGGGUCUUUGGUGUUUCGGGUCAUGCACAUCCAUCGGAUGGUUCAGCCUCGACAUCAGACCAUAUAUCGCCCGACACCGCUGAGGCAUCAUAGGCAGUACUAUGGUCAACCUCACUGCCACCGCCCUCCCUCGAGCGUUAUUCGCCAGCGCAGAGCCUCCCUCUGUUGGUCGUCACCCCUUUGAAGAAGAUCACAUGUUUUGCGUUCUGCGAUUCAUUUUGCACAGCUUUCGAUGGGGCCUAUGAUCGAUCUUGCCGUAUCGUCUUUUACACAAUUCGCCUUGAAAGCAGCGUCUACGGGUCAUAUGGACUACGCUAUAUAGAUAUUGGAAGUUUUUUCAACGCAAGCAGAUUGAUCACGUUCCGCAAGGCCGGGGAACGUCGUCUUCCAAUCAUCAAUUUGUGUUGCGUCUGGGCUAUACCUAUCCCGCGAGUAACUGACCUUCACCCAGCCAGGAUAUGAUCAGCGGCAUCAUUCGCAACUGUAUCCUCGUUCAUUCUAUAUCAACAAAUUCUUUGCUGGCUUCUGGGGCGACUCGGACGGUCCAGCAGUGUAUCUUGUGCGAUGUCAAUGAUGAUAAAUCGCAUCCACAGCGGGUAUGCUCCAUGUGCUGCCAUGCAAACGGUCCCUUCUCACCGCCCACGGCAACCACACCCCAGGCCGCGUGCGAGUUCACGCUCAGUCUCACCGUCGCGGGCACUGGACACGCCUAGGUUCUCGUCCGCCUCAUCUGCAUCAACCCGCCCGCCAGCUUCUACUGCUCGCGAUCGCGCCUGCGGGACAUCAUCACGGGCUUGGCUAUACUAGCUCCGCAUGUGGAGGGUCCAAGCUCUCUGAACAUUUUACAAACUAUCCCGUCUGUGGGAUCGCACAACUUUUUGCUCUGACCUUCUGCACGGGGUAUGGAGCACCCAUUGCCUUCGACGCAUUACUCGCUAUCUGGAGGCUUCCGUAUGUCUAGAAGGUCUACAUUCAACGACACGCAGAAUCCAGCGACGGGGAUGAUCUACCCCGCGGGACGCACGACGGGUUUUUGCCGCAUCGCUCGACCUAGCAACCACAAACGACACCCAUCAAUAUUGAAUCACGUUCCUCAAGACCAUCACCCCUCGUCUCUGAAUUCUGUCACGCUCAAUUCGCGUGUACCAGACAACAAUGAAGCUGGAGCGUUCUCCACAGGCUUCCCUACCACCCUCGACGGCUUGUCCUACACUAGCACUCUACAGCACGUCAGAGUGUUUUUGCGCAAUCAAGUUCGCGCAGACUAUGGUAUCCGCCGCUCCCGGUGUGCUCGCCCUGCGCGCGCUCCGCUGAUCGAUCGCUCCGCGUCCCGCAAGGCGCAAAGGUCACCGUGGACGAUGCAAUACUCGGUGCCACACCACGCACGUGGCCCGCCCUCCACAC
Messenger RNA from Trametes versicolor FP-101664 SS1, 1952 nucleotides. RefSeq lists its product as uncharacterized. The transcript has 4 exons. The record is from RefSeq and is a predicted model, not a curated record. NCBI's taxonomy places the organism in Eukaryota, Fungi, Basidiomycota, Agaricomycetes, Polyporales, Polyporaceae. The annotation marks the transcript as partial.